This is a messenger RNA of Falco peregrinus (peregrine falcon), 1873 nucleotides long. RefSeq names its product transmembrane protein 121-like. The record is from RefSeq and is a predicted model, not a curated record. Lineage: Eukaryota; Metazoa; Chordata; Aves; Falconiformes; Falconidae. Bases 324 to 1301 code for a protein of 325 amino acids. The transcript is spliced from 2 exons.
GUGCCAGCUUUGCCUCUCGUGCCUCAUGGCACCCGAGUUGCAAGGUCUCCUUUCCUUUUAGAGGCAGGUUGCUUUUGGCUGCUUUGUUCCCCCACUCUCAGCCCUCCUGGAGGCUGCUGUUUUCUCCUGUGCUAGGAGAAUGAUCCCACAGCCAAACUCUUUACCUUGUUGCAUCCCUCUAACCCAGAGCUCUGCGUCCUUCACACGGGUCCUCCCCCUGCCCGCCUAAACCAGCCCACGCUUCCUGCAGAACACCUGAGCGUGGACACCUAGAUGCUGGUUCAGCAUCUCCACAUGCUGCGGGCACUACAGAGGGGAUUCACAUGCUCUUGGUGCCACCCAAGGUGUCCCAGGGCGUCAGGAUGGUUCCCCCACCACCUGUCAGCAAGCCUCACGUGUGCCUCUUCACUGUGCUCAUCAUGACCAGCCUUGUCCUCAUGGAUGCCUACCUGGUGGAGCAGAGCCAGGGCUCCAGGAAGCUGGGCAUCUGUGUCAUGGUGGCAGUGGGUGAUGUGUGCUUCCUGCUGGUGCUCCGCUAUGUGGCUAUCUGGGUCGGGGCGGAGGUAAAGACAGCUAAGCGGGGCUAUGCCAUGAUCCUCUGGUUCCUGUAUGUCUUCGUUCUGGAGAUCAAAGUCUACUUUGUGUACCAGAACUAUAAAGCUGACCGGAAAAGCCUGGAUCUCAUAGCUCGCAAAGCGCUGACCUUGCUGCUCUCCAUCUGCAUCCCAGCCCUCUACGUGUUGUUGGUGGCCACAGAGCACAUGGAGUACGUCAGGACAUUCAAGAAGAAAGAAGAUCUCCGCAACCGUCUCUUCUGGGUCAUUGUGGACAUGCUGGAUGUGCUGGACAUCCAGGCCAACCUAUGGGAGCCCCAGAAGAAGGGGCUGCCGCUCUGGGCUGAGGGCAUCAUGUUCUUCUACUGCUACAUCUUGCUCCUGGUCCUCCCUUGUGUGUCCCUCUGUGAGAUCAGCAUGCAAGGGAUCGGCAUCAUGCCGCACAGGAUGAUGCUGUACCCCAUGCUGAGCAUGCUCACUGUCAACAUCACUACCAUCUUCAUACGAGGCAGCAACAUGGUCUUCUUCAGGGAUGCCCGGGUCUCCAGCAUCUUCAUGGGCAAGAACAUGCUGGCCAUCGGGCUGAAGGUCUGUACAUUUGUGCAGUACCAGCGGCACCGGCACCACACGCCCCCGGGGCCAGACCUGGCCUUGCCACAUGGCACCCAGGCCCAGCCCUCACCAGGGGUGCACAAGUCCCAGGACCAGCCUGCCUGCCCUGAGGAGCUGGCCCAGGACAACAGGUGACAAGCCAGCAAGAGCCACAGCCUGGGCACUGCCCUGCCUGGCUGGCUGUACCCGCAGACGCGAGGCAGGCUGCUGAGCUCCCUGCCUGGACAGAGGGCAAUGACCCUGCUCCCUCCUCCCUGGGCAACGCUGCCCCGGCCCCUGAGGGUCGCAUGGUGAGGGCCCCUGCAGGGCUGCUUGGGCCCUCAGCACCCCACCAAGCAGGACAGGCAGUGGAGCGGAGGUGGUGGCUGGGUUUGCCCGCUGUGCCGGGCCGCAGCCAGGCAGCCCUGCCCAUGCCAGGCUCCCCCCUCGGCAGUGCUGCCUGCUGGGACUGCCCCCUGGCCAGCCAGGCCUUGGGCUGGGGCACUGCACAGGGACACCGUGGGUCACCUGCGCUGCUGUCGUGGUCACUCCGGCUCGGGGCUCAACAGCUCCCUGCCGCCUGAGCCAGGGUCCCUGCGCUUGGGGAGCGAGGCCUCCAUUCCCCUGCCUACCACCCCCCUCGGCCAGCUGCAGGCCCAGGGCGGGCACCCGAGGGGUGACUGUCCUUUUUCAUAUCUCCCUCUUUGCAAUAAAAGACCUGAGCCCUG